Messenger RNA from Budorcas taxicolor (takin), 675 nucleotides. Its product is annotated as lysosomal-associated transmembrane protein 4B-like. Gene Ontology annotation, cellular component: lysosomal membrane. The record is from RefSeq and is a predicted model, not a curated record. The transcript is spliced from 3 exons. NCBI's taxonomy places the organism in Eukaryota, Metazoa, Chordata, Mammalia, Artiodactyla, Bovidae. Bases 1 to 675 code for a protein of 224 amino acids.
AUGAGCUUGGAAGAGGACUCUGAGCCCCAGAUGGGAACACAGCCUAGGCCAAAUUUUGGUUACAUCCGUGUUAGACCCCAGCAGAGACCCCAGCUGCAUUGUGCCUGGACUUCUGACUUACAGAUACGACUACUAUGCACCACCCUGCUCGGUGUCUGGUACCUGAUCCUCAAUGCCGCGGUACUGCUGAUUCUGUUGAGCGCCCUGACUGAUCCAGAUUAUCACCACUUUUCAAGUUCUGACCUCGGGGGUGACUUUGAGUUCAUGGAUGAUGCCGACAUGUGCAUUGCCAUCGUGAUUUCUGUUCUCAUGAUCCUUAUCUGUGCCAUGGUUACAUACAGAGCAUACAAGCAAUACACAGCCUGGAUCAUCCCAUUCUUCUGCUAUCAGAUCUUUGAUUUUUCCCUGAACACCUUGGUUGCGGUCACCAUACCUGUUUAUCCAAACUCCAUCCAGGAAUACACACAACAGCUGCCUCCUGAUUUUCCUUACAAAGAUGAUAUCAUGUCAGUGAAUCCUACCUGUUCGGUCCUCGUUAUUCUUCUGUUUACCAGCAUUAUCUUGGCUUUUAAGGGUUACUUGAUUAGCUGUGUUUGGAACUGCUACCGAUAUAUUGAUGGCAGGAACUCCUCUGAUGUCCUGGUUUAUGUUACCAGCAACGACACUACAUCUUGA